UAUGAUCCAUGUGGCCUUUAUAGGCUGGACAGACGUUCAUCUACUCUCCUGAUCCACACACAGCCUGCAGUCAUGGAGAAGCAAAUAGAGGAGCUGAAACAGCAGCUAGAAAAGCAGUGUGUGAUCAACCAGGAGCUACAGAGGCAAAACAAAGACCUGGAAAAACGACUGCAGGAAAAAGAAAAACUUUUGCAAGAGCUGCACAGUCAAUAUCAUGAUCUGGACUUUCACUCUCACAGUGAUAAUGAAAUUGAAGCAGAGGUCAGGAAGAGCCGUGCGGCCGUCAUUGCCACUGAACCAAUCCCCGAGACCCUGGAGAUUAAACGUAUGAGGGUCAAGAAAACAGCUAGCGAGACGAAUCUGAUCGUCAAAUCCAUCCAGAAGAAUGACUUCCUGAGCCGCCUGGACGAAGAGCAGACAGCCAUGAUGGUGGAUCUCUUGGCGGUGUCUAACUUCAAACCGGGGGAAGACGUCAUUCAAGAGGGCUCUGAAGGAGACAGCAUGUACAUAGUAGCAGCUGGUGAGCUCGUCGUCACCCAGGCAGGCAGGAGCCUCCGCAGCCUCACCACUGGAGAUGUGUUUGGGGAGCUGGCCAUCUUGUACAACUGCAAACGGACAGCAACAGUCAAAGCAAAGACAGCAGUGCGUGUUUGGUGCAUGGAGCGACAGACCUACAGGACGAUCAUAGCCAAUAAGUCCAAGAAGAAACGGGAGCAGCUCAUGGGCUUCCUGAAGACGUCUCGGACUCUGAAGGACCUGAAUGAUGUCCAGUUGUCCAAAAUCAUUGACUCAAUGGAGGAGGUGAAGUACCAGGACAAAGAUGUUAUAGUUCGAGAAGGAACAGAAGGAAACACAUUCUACAUCAUCCUCAAAGGAGAGGUCCUGGUGACUAAGAGCGUGAAUGGGCAUCAGAAGCAGAUUCGUAGGAUGGGAAAAGGGGAGCAUUUCGGGGAACAGGCCCUCAUUCGGGAAAUCUUGAGAACUGCCACCUGCAGUGCUGACGGCCCUGUUACCUGCUUCUCCAUUGACAAGGAGGUAUUUGAAGAGACAAUACCCAUAGAACACCUGGAGCUGUUUGACGACUCCAAAGUGAUGCAGGAAGCACAAGCUCCACCAGAAAAAUCCAGUCCCAGCUCCACUCUGAGGUUUAAGGACCUGGUUCCUGUGCUGUACCAGGAGGGCCGCUUUCAAGGGGAUCCUGUCACACUUGGAGUUGGAGGGUUUGGCCGUGUUGAGCUGAUGACCACAGUGAAUCAUGGGAAAUACUACGCCAUGAAGCGAGUCAGCAAGAAGCACAUUGUUGCCAAGAGACAGGAGGAGCACAUGCUGUUUGAGAAGAAGAUCCUUAAAGCUAUCCAGUGUGACUUCAUUGUCAGACUUCACGCUGCCUUCAAAGACACACGAUAUAUCUAUAUGAUCAUGGAGUUCUGUGGUGGAGGAGAGAUCUGGACCAAACUCAAAGAAGUAGGACGUUUUGAUGAGUCCAUCGCUGUGUUCUGCACUGCCUGUGUGGUCGAGGCCUACGUCUACCUCCAUAAGAAGAACAUCAUGUACAGAGACCUGAAACCUGAGAACCUGAUGUUGGACGUAAAGGGUUACGUCAAACUGGUGGACUUUGGUUUUGCCAAGGAGUUGGUGCGUGGAGAGAAAACCUACUCAUUCGUGGGUACUCCUGAGUACAUGGCCCCAGAGAUCAUCAAGAACCAGGGUCACGACUUUGCAGUUGACUUCUGGUCCCUGGGCAUCCUGAUCUAUGAGCUGUUGGUGGGAAGCCCUCCCUUUUCAAGUUCAGAGCCUCAGAAGAUUUACGCCAAGAUUUUGGACGGGGUGCUCAAGUACCCACCUUACCUAACUGAGGCAGCCAAGUCCAUUAUCAGCAAACUGUGCAGACCUCGGCCGGGUCAGAGGUUAGGAAACACCAAGAAUGGAAUCAAAGAUGUGCGGCACCAUAGGUGGUUCAGCAGUAUGAACUGGCACAAGCUGCGCGUGGGUCAGCUCGACGCCCCCACAGUCCGGCUCAUACGCAAGGGUCCCUGCUACAUCAACUUCGAUCGUUUCCCUCUCGAUCAGACCAAAGCAGACGAGGAGUUCUCUGGAUGGGACCGUGACUUCUGAAAUUAGACUCCUGAUGUUAAAAAGGAUCAAACGCCUCAAGAGUUGCCUUCAACACCUAAAUAUGGAGCCAAAUAAGAAUAACGUCAGUGUCAGACAACACAUGAUGGCAGUCGGAGCUUCAUAUUGAAAAAGCACAACCAAUUUCAAACUAAUUUAAUUAUUAACUUAGAGUGAAACUGCAGGAAACCACCUCUCCCGGAAACUUCUGUUGCCAUAGAGAGACGACCAUUUAGGUGGCAAAGGGCCAAAAUAUGAGGAGGUGUUGAGAGAAGAUGUUAGGACAUUCUGUCUGAUUCAGUGCCUGAUGAAAAGUGUUAACAUCAUCUAUAUAACACUCACUGAUUAGAAUAAAAACACCCAUCCAUGUGCUUGUUAGCUGAGAAAAAAAAAGGCUUGAGUCAUGUUGUACAAUCUGUACAAAAGGCCAGCUCAACCGAGCCUGACAGUAAAAUCCAUACUGAUGUCAUAUCUGGAUUUUACCCCAAAUGUUUAUUGUCCUCUUGGAUCUAUGUUAGAUUUAGAGAUGAAACAUUCCUAACUGCUGAUAGCAAAGAUGGUAAAUGCUCUAAUAUUGUUCCACAUGUUGCGUUUUUUAUUGUAAACUGACAUUUUAUUGUAGUUUUUCCUUCAGUUUUGGAUAAUCUGCCCUCUUUUUCUGUGCAGAUUAUUUCCAGGCACCUUGAUUGCACCUUCAAAAGAUCAAAGAACAUCCUGAUAAAAAGAUUUCCACAAGACUUCAGUUAAUAAAAGUGAUCUAAUAUGCUUCACUUAGCUGUGUCUGU
Epinephelus fuscoguttatus (brown-marbled grouper) is the source of this 2897-nucleotide messenger RNA. RefSeq names its product protein kinase cGMP-dependent 3 (gene prkg3). Lineage: Eukaryota; Metazoa; Chordata; Actinopteri; Perciformes; Serranidae. The transcript is spliced from 22 exons. Gene Ontology annotation, molecular function: cGMP-dependent protein kinase activity; ATP binding. Bases 73 to 2115 code for a protein of 680 amino acids. The record is from RefSeq and is a predicted model, not a curated record. Gene Ontology annotation, biological process: protein phosphorylation.